Messenger RNA from Marasmius oreades (fairy-ring Marasmius), 805 nucleotides. RefSeq lists its product as uncharacterized. Lineage: Eukaryota; Fungi; Basidiomycota; Agaricomycetes; Agaricales; Marasmiaceae. The transcript is spliced from 4 exons. The record is from RefSeq and is a predicted model, not a curated record. The coding region runs from base 36 to 794 and encodes 252 amino acids.
CUUUCAUCAUCUCUUUCUUAGACCGAAGAGCGAACAUGAUUUGGUCGAUAAUCUCCAUCGCAAGGAUUGUCGUGCUGGGCAUCGCGAUCUUAUUCAGCUUCGUUACCAUUGCUCUCGCUGGGCAUAUGUACAGCGUUACCGGGGCAGUUAUCGUAUAUGACUUUGAGAAUUUGGCCAUCGCCAUUGCCGUACUCACCAUCAUUUCGGCUCCCGUGUUUUUAGUUGUCGGACUCCUGAGGAAAGGAUCUUGGUUCACGAUGAACGUUGUCGAAGUCCCAGUGUUGGGCUUUCUAAGCAUCAUCUGGUUGGCAAACGGAAUCCUUUACACUGAAUGGGACAGUAUCUUGUAUGCGACUCUUCAGUGCAACUCUAAUCGGCUUAGCGCCAUCGGUCAAACAUUCUGCAGAGAAUUCAAAGCUGUCGAAGCUUUCUCGUUCAUCACUUGGAUCGCUCUUUUCGGAUAUGCCGCUGCGACUAUCGUCUUCUGUCUCAUCGGAAAAUCUCGAGGGAAUAACGUUUGGUUGGUUGAUGCGAGUGCUGCGGAUUACUUCACUUGGAAGAAAAACCCCCAGCGUGAUGCAUCGUUCAUGAGCCAGCCUCAGUAUACCGGGACGAUUCCUACGCAAUUUACUGGCCAGACUAUGGGUACGCAGUAUACAGGUCAACAGCCACAGAUGGGUUACGUUCAACCGGUCGUACAACCCCAGUUCCAGCAGAGUCAGGCCUCAGUGCAGGGACAGACUCUGUAUCCUCCUCAGCACAGUUCGUCCCCUCCAGUUCAUGCUCAGGUUUGAAAAAUCAGUCG